Messenger RNA from Cynoglossus semilaevis (tongue sole), 4206 nucleotides. It is a transcript of the gene ttyh3a, whose product is annotated as tweety family member 3a. NCBI's taxonomy places the organism in Eukaryota, Metazoa, Chordata, Actinopteri, Pleuronectiformes, Cynoglossidae. Gene Ontology annotation, molecular function: intracellularly calcium-gated chloride channel activity; volume-sensitive chloride channel activity. Gene Ontology annotation, cellular component: plasma membrane. The transcript is spliced from 16 exons. Bases 397 to 2004 code for a protein of 535 amino acids. The record is from RefSeq and is a predicted model, not a curated record.
GGCCGGGCGCGUUGCCAGCUGGGUUAAUGUCGUGAGAGAGUCUCCGUGUACUGGCUCUAGUCUCCUGUCUCACUCUGCGAGUAACUGGAUGGAGGUUUAACUAUAAUGAGGUUGAGCCAGUCAGGGUGAGACUGCGGGACAUGGAGACAGGAGACAAAUGACUUAGUGUGGACGUAAACAUGGUGUAACGUUUAGGAGCCGCGAAGAAGAAUGUCAAGAGGAACAAUAGAGACUUCUGUUUUUAUUUAUUUAUUUUUUGUUAGCGGACUAAAGUAACCAGCGGCUACAGCGGCUAACGUUAGCUGUGUUAACGCGAGCUAACACCACAGAGACAGACCCUAUGCCUGUUCCAAGUAUCUUGUCUUGCUGAGUGGAACUCGCCAAUAUAAACUUGCCAUGGCCGCAGUGGUCAGCUUCUCUCCACCAUGGUGGGUGAAUGUGUUGCACAAAACCCCUCAUUUCAACUUCAGAUUUGAGCAGACCAGCAGUGAUUUCAGACCAGAAGACUGGACUUAUCAACAGUCCAUCCUGUUAAUCGGAGGUGUGGCGCUCGCCUGUCUGGCCCUGGACCUCCUGUUUCUUCUCUUCUACUCCAUUUGGCUGUGUUGCCGGCGGAACAAAAACGUGGAGCAGUCCAACGCUGACUGCUGCUGCACGGCCUGGUGUGUCAUUAUUGCAACACUUGUCUGCAGCGCUGGCAUUGCUGUGGGUUUCUAUGGAAACGGCGAGACGUGUGACGGAGUGAAUCGGCUCACAUAUUCCCUGCGCCACGCUAACCGCACAGUCACCGGAGUGCAGAAGCUGAUAUAUGACAGUGCAUUCUCACUGAACCACACAGUAGACGACAAUCUGCAGCAGCUUGAGAGCCAGUAUGCAGGGCAAGCAGACUACCUGUCCAUCACCCAAAAGCUACAAGGCCAGCUGGAGGAGCUGAUCAGACAGAUGGUCAAGAUUCCCUUUUGGGAAAACCCCAUCGUCUCCCUGGAAGAACUGGCUGUCACUAUUGAGCUGUAUGACUGGUUCAGGUGGCUGGGAUACAUCGGCCUGCUUCUGUUUGACAUCCUCAUCUGCCUUCUGGUGCUGUUUGGCCUCAUUCGCAACUCCAAAGGAACACUUAUAGGGGUUUGCUUGUUCGGUGUGCUGGCUCUGAUUAUUAGCUGGGUCUCCCUCGGGCUGGAACUGGCCGUCUCUGUGGCCACGAGUGACUUCUGCGUUGCCCCUGAAACGUACAUCACAAAGGUGAUUGAUCAGUAUGGAGUCAUCAAUCAAGAUAUCCUGCAGUAUUACCUCAGUUGCAGUGCGGAAAAAACAAACCCUUUCCAGCAGAAACUUUCGGCCGGUCACAAAGCUCUAGUAGAGAUGCAGGAUGAUGUGUCUGAGUUGCUGCGCUCUGCCGCCAGAGAGUACGCACAGACUAAGGGGAGUUUGGAGGAGAUCCAGGGUGUCCUUAACACCACAGAGAUCAGCCUGCACCAGCUUACCGCUCUGGUCGACUGUCGCAGCCUUCACAUGGACUACGUCCAGGCCAUGACCGGACUGUGCUACGAUGGACUGGAGGGCGUCAUAUACCUGGUCCUUUUCUCCUUCGUCACUGCUCUCAUGUUCAGCUCGAUUGUUUGCAGCGUUCCUCACACCUGGCGCGGGAAGAGCAGUGACGAGGAGAGUGAAGAUGAGUCCUUGAGCACCGGAGGAAGACAAAACCAUGAAAAUCUGUACCGGGUCCACAUGCCCAGUCUGUACAGCUGCGGCAGCAGCUACGGCAGGGAGACCUCCCUNNNNGCUGCAGCCCACACAGUCAGCAACGCCCCUGUCACAGAGUACAUAUCCCAGAACGCCAGCUUCCAGAACUCGCGCUGCGAAAACACGCCUCUGAUUGGACGAGAGUCUCCCCCUCCAUCGUACACCUCCAGUAUGCGAGCGAAGUACCUGGCCAACAGCCGACCAGAGCCCGACAGCCCCGCAGCAGCAACAACAGCAGCAGCAGCAGCAGCAGCAGCACAUUAGACCUCCCUGAAGUCUGAAGUCUUUACACACUUCACAUCCAAUCACUCAUAUCCAGUCAGAUUUUCUUUUUCAAACCUCCACAUCAGUUUCCAGACAGCGCCCCACCCUCCCGCCCCCUCUCUCUCUCCUUCCCUCCCCCCAGCGUUAGCUGACCCAUGAUAGAAAAACCAAAUGUGCUUUUGCCGACUGUACAAUACACAUAAGGAAUCGAACCUCGUCUUAGACAGAAACCUUCCCAUCAGUGGUGCAGGUGAAUUACAGGCAUGAUCUUUUCAUUCACUUGAACGCAGCGCCACAGCGUCGGGGAUCGCGGUGCUUGUAGACCGACCUUGAAUACCGUACUACUGGUCGUUCAUUGGUUGAUUUGUUUUGGGUGGAUUUUUUGUUGUAAAGUACUGUAUCGCAGCAUGAACUGAAAUGUCUUAACGUGCAUCGUCAGGAACAAAGGUCAACGUUCAAACAUUCCCAUCGUCCUCUUGUAGUUAUUGACUUGUAAUAUCACGUCCGUUUAUCUUUGUCGUUCAUCGUCUUUAAUCUGACGCCCCGGGACCCGGUUUUCCGGCCGCGUUGCAGAUCCUUCAGGGUUCGGAUGCUGUUUUUUUUUGUUUGUUCUGUUUUUAUCUUUAGGAAAAGACGUGAUGAGCCGCAGCAGUGACUAUAAACCUGUGAAGCUGUGAACUCGAUAACGCUCUCAGAGGAUUUGACAAAAGGACAAAGAUGAGCUGCAUGAUAAGAAUGCAACCCCUCCGACCCCAAACCCCCCCCAAAAAAACGUUUUUGUACUACUGAAAGCGAUUUUACUACGACGAUGAUCGAAGCACUGCAGUACCGGGAGGAGUGUUGCUCCCAGUCUUUAAGUUUCAUUUGCAGUUUCUUCACCAGACUGUUGGUCAUCCAUGUUUAGUUUAAUUCCCUGACCACACCUGGAUACCGUGUGUACAGAUAUAUACACAUAACCUUUGUUAUUGUUUUUGACCAAAGCGAGAGGUUAUGACUAUGAGAACUCCAGUUUGUGAGUUUUGUUUUCACCAACAUUCGUCAUUGUUUUUAAUGGAAAAUCUCCAGUGAUACGCAAAGAUUUCGUGGGAGAACUAGAUGAUUCCAACAUUUAUGAUUUAUAUUGGUACUUCUCUGUGUCCGAGUCCAUAUUAAUUGAUCACUAAGAAAUGACCGAGGCGAAGAGAGGCAAACACGACAUUCUAAGAUCGUCAGGAAAAAUUUUAAUGGAUGUCAGACUGAGCGAAAGUGAUUCAUUUUGAGAUGGUUUUCAAAACCACACCAAAACCACAGCUCUCUCAAGGCCUCGAGUCUGCAAACAGAGCUGGACCACUGUCCGUUUCUUAUACACGGUCUAUGAAUUCAACCUGAAUCACACGGUGGCUACGUUUGUUACACACACAGUGUAUGUACAGUAUUUCAUCUCAAGGUAAAAAACAAAAACAAACAUUUCAUCAACUGCUAGGCAGGAUUUCAGUGGCAGCACCAGACUGAGUGAUGCUGCUGCCCCUGCUGGUUGUUCUUUUCCUUCAGCAGUAAGUGAGUGAGCGCCGAUGCUGUAAACAGAUCAAUAUUCUCUCGUCUCUGUAUGAACUGGACAUCGUUUACCACUGAAGCCUGAGUUUAUUUGAACCAACUCAGUGAAUGAUUUUGGGUUUUUAUUUACUGUUGCUCUGUUCUAUUGGGCUGAAAACAAGGAUAUUGUGGUUUAAAAACAUUUCCUCUCCGAAAGACUGAAUUUUAAUGAUCCUUCCAUUCUUCCUUUAUUUCUAUGUGGUCACGUUGUUUUGCUUUUUUAUCCAAAACUCUUGUACAGAUUGUGAACAUUUUCAGACUAGGGUUAAAAUACUGAGCUUGGCAUUUCCUUUUUCCUAUUUUCCCUUAGCGGCUUAUUUUAUGGUUUCUAUUUGGAAUUGCUUUUGUAGAUUUUUUUUUUAUUAUUCUUAUUUAAUUUUAUUUUAGUAUCUGUAGCCAGUACAAGUUAAUGCUUUAUUAAUGUGAAUAUGAUUAAUAGAUUUUUUUUUAUUAUUAUUAUUGCAUUCUGGAUUUUUACUCACUAGAUUUUGACCGUUGUUUUGAUUUUCUACAUAUUUUUUGCCGUUUCUAAUUUGUGCACAUGUAAAACCUGUGGAUGCUUUUGUUGAAGUUGAAAUGAUGUGUUUUGAAAAUUAAAACCAACUUUGACUGUGGAGCCGUGGCUCGACG